AUGUCUUCUGAUCCUCACCGCGGCGGACGUCUCGAGGACAUGGCCCCCGAGGGCACUCGCAUUCCCAAUGAUGCAGGCAUCAUGAACACCAUCCCCUCCGUCCCGCGCCCCGACCAACGCUCCGAAGACCCCCAGUUUGAUAACUACGGUGUCGCUCACCCGACCUCCGCUUUUGCCGCCGACAACUCCACCGACAUGCCUCGCAGCACAAGAGACAUGGCUCCCUCAGGCGAAGUCAUCACCGGAACCGGUAACAGUUUCCCGGCUGAGGGCGAGUCCAAGAGGACCUUGAUCGGCACCAACCACCCUGGUGCCAAGGGAGAGUCCAGAAACUUGAAGCAUUCCAAUUUGAACCGCAGUGCUUAUGAGCGGUUCUCCGCGGAGGAUGAAGAUGCUAUUGGCGAGCAUCAGAUCAGGAACGAGUAA
Aspergillus niger is the source of this 426-nucleotide messenger RNA. RefSeq lists its product as uncharacterized. The record is from RefSeq and is a predicted model, not a curated record. The transcript has a single exon. Bases 1 to 426 code for a protein of 141 amino acids. Lineage: Eukaryota; Fungi; Ascomycota; Eurotiomycetes; Eurotiales; Aspergillaceae.